AUGGCCAUUCCAGUCUCCCUUGUCUUCGUCGGCAAUGCUAUUCAGACAAAUUUAUUUUUGGCGAUCAAGGCUGUCUGCGAUCUGCCAACCAAAGGAACUCCUCCUCUUCUCAGCGCCGACGGCGGUACCCUUCUCACUGAAAAUACACAGAUUCAACAGAGAAGGGUCGAACACUUUAGAAGCAUCUUCAAACGUCCCUCCACAAUCUCCGACGUCAUCGUCGCUCGUCUGCCUCAAGUGGAGACCAACGCUGACGCCGACCUACCGCCCUCUCUCCACGAACCUGUCAGUGCCGUUCAACAGCCCUCAAGCGGGAAAGCGUUCGUAUAGGACGCGAUCUCUGCUGAGAUGUAUAAGCAUGGUGGCUCCCAAAUCAUGGAUCAUAUGACAACGCUCUUCCAGGUGGUGUAGCGUCAAGGAGGAGUCUCGCAGGAUUUCAAGGACGCUACAAGCAUACAUCUACACAAACGGAAAGGGAACCGCCAGCCCUGCGACAACCACCGAAAUAUCUCAUUGAUGAACAUCACCGGAAACAUUUUCGCUCACAUCCUUCUCAAUCACCUGAACAAGCACCUGGAACAAGGUCUUCCACCGAAAGGCCAGUGCGGCUUCCGCGUCAUCGUGGGACCACGAACAUGAUCUUCGCUACCCGCCAAUUCCAGGAGAAGUGCCAGGAGAUGCAGACCCACAUGUACUCUACCUUCGUGGAUCUGACGAAAGCCUUUAAUACGGUGAAUUGUGACGGACUGUGGAAAAUCACGCGGAAAUUCGGCUGUCUUGAACGAAUCACACAGAUGGUGCUUCAGCUCCACAAUGGCAUGAUUGCGCGCGCAACGGACGAUCAAGCUGUCUCAGAGGCAUUUGCAGUGACAAACCGAGCGAAUCAGGGUUGCGUCCUCGCGCCCACCCUCUUCAGUCUUAUGUUCUCCACCAUGCUGAUGGACGCCUAG
Spirometra erinaceieuropaei is the source of this 950-nucleotide messenger RNA. The record is from the annotation of a GenBank genome assembly. Lineage: Eukaryota; Metazoa; Platyhelminthes; Cestoda; Diphyllobothriidea; Diphyllobothriidae.